AGACCUGUUACAUCCCGGCAACAAGGAAUUCAAUGUGACAUUUGCUUACAGUGGAACCACAGAACCUGUAACACUGGUAGGUUACCUUCCACACUUCAUUUUCAUUCAGUUUGUAAAACCCCCUUUGAUCUUUAAGGUGAUGUCAGAUAUUUUGCUACAUGAAAUCGUUCUAUAGCCGCUUACUUUUUUUUUUCAAAGGAAUUUCUCAACAAGAUUAUUGUGCCACUGUACGUACAGCUACCGGGAUAGAUUGGGUUUGCAAAGCCUGUCACUUUUUUAGUCCAGUGGCCGAGA
This is a messenger RNA of Porites lobata, 294 nucleotides long. The record is from the annotation of a GenBank genome assembly. Lineage: Eukaryota; Metazoa; Cnidaria; Anthozoa; Scleractinia; Poritidae.